UAUAUGAUCAGGCGAGAUACGGCCGCCAGGAGGUGAGGGGAAGAAAUGGCGGGAGACAAGGGGAAGUUGGUAUACAUGGUGUACAGAGCAGUGAGCUACGGCCUCUCUCCUUUGCUAUAUCUUCACCUUCAAUGGCGAAGACUUCGAGGGCUUGAACACCCUCUGAGAUGGCGGGAGCGCUUCGGUCGUCCUUCGCUCCCUCGCCCUCCAGGCCCUCUCCUCUGGUUCCACGCCGUUUCGUUAGGUGAAGGAAUGGCUGCUAUCCCAGUUAUCAAGCAUUGUAUUCAGCAACGACCCGAUCUCACCAUUUUGAUGACGACCACCACAACCUCAGCAUUUAAAGUAAUAAAGGACGAGCUUCCGGUUGGUGUCAUAUAUCAGUUUGCCCCUAUUGAUACUCCUGCUGCUAUGGAUGCUUUCCUUGGUUAUUGGAACCCAAAUGCAAUAUUUCUCAUUGAAAGUGAACUCUGGCCAAAUCUUAUAUUGGGAGCUUCAAGAAAAGGAAUCACAUUGGCAUUGUUAAAUGCACGGAUGUCUUCUAAAUCCUUCAAGUGCUGGUCAGGACCAGUGGCACUGCCCUUGAUUUCAUUGAUGCUUUCAAAAUUUUCAUUGAUUGCCCCAUUAAGCACAUUAGAGGCUAUCCAUUUUCAGCUGCUGCAGGCCCCACCAUUUUGUAUCGACUUUGCUGGUGAUUUGAAAUAUGCUGUUGGAGAUGUAUGUUUCUCCAAGAAAGAGAUUAGAAGUGUGGAAGAUUUACAACUACAGCUUGUUAAUAGGCCAGUUUGGAUGGCUGCCUCUAUACAUAAGGGUGAAGAAGAAGUCAUGCUAGGGGUUCAUAAAGUACUAAUGCAGAUGUACCCUAACAUGUUAACAAUUAUUGUACCUAGACAUCCACAACAAGGACAACAAAUUGCCAUUGAAGUGCAGAAAGAAGGAUUAAAUGUUUCCUUGAGGUCUCGUGAUGAAAGGAUAUGUCAAAGGACAAAUAUCUAUGUGGUUGAUACAUUAGGUGAACUAAGGAGUUUGUAUAAGUUGACUCCAAUAGCUGUUAUAGGAGGUUCUUUCCUGCCUGGUUUAGCUGGACAUAAUAUUUCAGAGGCUGCUGCAGCUGGUUGUGCUGUUUUGACUGGUCAUUAUGUUGGACAUUUCUCUCACAUGGUAGUGAAAAUGCAACAAUCUAAUCCUUUAUCAGUUUUGAAGGUUUCUGGAGAAGGAGAGCUCAUUGAAGCCCUCAGUGAACUAUUUGAUGAUGCUGAAGUCUUGGGAGCACAUCGCAUGGCUGCAAAACAAGCAUUUCUUUCUCUAUCAAGUAGGGUUCUUACAAAUAUUUGGAAUCUAAUAAAUUCCUAUGUUCUUGAAAAGACAUUUUGCCCUGAAAUUAGAUGAACGCGUGCACCAAAGCGAAUGCAAUGCCAAGUCGGGAAACCCCACGCAUCAGAGUCCUAGAAAAUUGACAGCAUUUCGGCACGAGUAAUGCCUUUAAAUUACACUCACCCUUCACCCGGCAUAGUCAUCCCCCUUGUUCACCAGGUGAACCCCUCUGGUUCAGUUACGAACCAGCUUCCAUGAUUGAAAGACCCAAAGGGGUAAAAUCUUGCCAAUAGUUGCAUCUUGAUUACCUAUAAGAUUCAGACAACUGGGUCAUUUCAGGGAUUUGAUAGGACAUAUUUUCUUAUUCAUUUGGUGUAUGCUACCUCAUCCCAACCCCAAAUAGUUGGGUUUUCAGGGGUCUGUCAUUACCCCAAAAGUACAAGGUGGCAAUCUGCAAGGUAAAGUACCUUCGUUUUGUAAUUUGAAGUUAGUCCAGGCAUUACAUCAGCACGCAAGAUUUAAAGUGGGCCUCACAGUGAUAACUGACAAGUAACCUGUACUUCUUGAUUGUCAUAUAAAGUUUCUCAGUUUUCAAAGUUUGGCAAACAAAACAUGAAUCACAAAACCAAAACUGCCAUACUGAUUUUGUA
Nelumbo nucifera (sacred lotus) is the source of this 1961-nucleotide messenger RNA. RefSeq names its product KDO transferase A (gene KDTA). Lineage: Eukaryota; Viridiplantae; Streptophyta; Magnoliopsida; Proteales; Nelumbonaceae. Gene Ontology annotation, biological process: lipid A biosynthetic process. The record is from RefSeq and is a predicted model, not a curated record. Gene Ontology annotation, molecular function: transferase activity. Gene Ontology annotation, cellular component: plasma membrane.